AUGCAAUUUGACCAAGAGUUUGGCCCUUGGAGCAACGAUUAGAUUAGACCAAGAUCUCGUUAUAAUUACUAACAUGAGACUUCAUUAAAUAAAAAUAUAAGUGAAAUUAGAGUUGUUCAUAGGAUUUCUCAUUAGAUCAACUCUAUUAAGAGAUCUCAAUAUCCAAAACUUAAAAUAAAUAAUAUUUCCCCUCAAAUAAAUACUAAAAGAUCAUAAAACUAUGAAUCAGUCAAGAAAAGGGAAGAAUACUCAGAAUAACAUGUUUUACCUAAAUUAUUAGAAAAUAAGGCUUUAUUAUAGUUAAAAAUACCAAGGCAUAGACAUACAGAUAUGAAAGUGGUUUAAGAAAUAGAAAAAAUUAUUAGGAGAAAUCUAUUUUACAUUCCAACUCAUAAAUAUUCGAUUGUUGAUUGA
Messenger RNA from Paramecium pentaurelia, 414 nucleotides. The record is from the annotation of a GenBank genome assembly. NCBI's taxonomy places the organism in Eukaryota, Ciliophora, Oligohymenophorea, Peniculida, Parameciidae.